Paramecium sonneborni is the source of this 1581-nucleotide messenger RNA. The record is from the annotation of a GenBank genome assembly. Lineage: Eukaryota; Ciliophora; Oligohymenophorea; Peniculida; Parameciidae.
AUGCUUGGAUAAGUAUAUAAAAAUACAAAAAUUAAUAUAAUAGGGAUAAUUUGCUUCUGUUUUUGGUGGAUAUAUUUUAAGCAAUCAAAAUUAACAAAUUGCUAUUAAGAUUAUUAAAACAAAAUAAGAUGAAAAAAAUAAAUAAUCAUAUCAUUAGAAAAUGAAAAAUAUCAAAAGAGAAGGUGAAAAUUAAUAGAAAUUAUAAAGUGAAAAUAUUGUAAAGUAAUUUUUUCAAUUUAUUAGAAUGAUUGCUUUUAUUUAGUAUCAAGAGAACUUUUAUUUUAUUUUAGAGUUUUGUGAAGGGAAAUCCCUUAAAGAUAAAUUAGAUAUAAAUAACCUUUCUUAAAAAGAAAUUCUUAUGAUCUUUAAAUAAAUUCUUAAUGGGUAUAAAGAAUUAAUCAAGAAUUAAAUAAUUCAUAGAGAUCUAAAGCCAGAAAAUAUUUUAUUUUCUAAAGGAAUAGCUAAAAUAGCGGAUUUUGGAUUUUCUAAAAUUUUAGAUGACUUGUAUGAAGUUGGAGUGCAUACAAAUCUGGGAACUCCUUUCUAUUCUGCACCUGAAAUAUCGUCUGGAAAGUAUUCAGCUUAAGCAGAUAUAUGGUCUUUAGGUAUCAUACUUUAUGAAAUGAUAUAUGGUAAAAUCCCUUUUAACAUUUCAAAACAAUGUGAUUUAUAAUAAGAAAAAGAAAGUCCUAUUAUAUAUCCAGAUUAAAAAAAAGUUAGUUCUGAUGUUAUAAUGUUAAUGAAGAGAAUGCUUGUUGUAGAUCCGGAGAAAAGAAUAAGUUGGAAUGAGUUAUUUAAAGAUUAUCUUUCACAAAUGAUAGUUUAUCCAUAAAGUGUAAUUCAAGAUUAAAUUAUUAAUAGGAAACCAUCCUAAUCAAUUAUACUUUUGAAAAAGAUAAAAAGGUGUAAAAUAUCUUUAAUUAUUUUAUUUAUAUUUCAGAUAUUCUUCAAUUUAUCAGAUACUUAAUGAGGGAUGUUUAUAGUCUUAAUAGUAUUGUUUAGUUUUCAAAAUCAUAAUAUUUUCAUUAUACAUUAAUAACUGUAAAGUACAUGUUAAAUGAAAUAAAUUUUUAUUUAAGAAUUUUAAAAGGAUAGAACCUAAUGUCAAUUUUAAUGUUACCAAGCGAUUUUAAUUUGUUUAAGUAGAGCAAUAAAUUUGAAAAAGUUUUACGUAAUUUCCAAUCUAAUGAAAAAAAUUUGCAAUCAUUUUAUACUCAAAUCAAAAGGAGGUAUGAUGAAUAUUUGCAAUCAUCUAAAAAACGCGAAAAAUAAUAGUUAGAGUUAUAUGAACAAGGAUUUUUGUAAAAUGAGAAUGAUUAAAAAUUUUUCGAAGUAUUCAAUUAAAUAUACUUAAAAAUUAUACAUCACAUUAGAUCAAAAUUUAAUCAGAUUUAAGUUAAAGUCGAAGUAAAGGAUAAUUUAUUUAGAACAUUAAUAAAAUUACUAAAUUGUCUUUAACCUCUAGGUUUUACUCAUAAAAAAUUAGAAUCAUUUUAACUUAUAUAAAAACUGCAUUCAUCAUUAAAUUUAGAAAAAGAAUUUGUUUAACUAUAUGCUAAGAUUUUAAGAAGUGAAAAAUGA